Messenger RNA from Zootermopsis nevadensis, 2602 nucleotides. Its product is annotated as venom acid phosphatase Acph-1. Gene Ontology annotation, molecular function: phosphatase activity. Lineage: Eukaryota; Metazoa; Arthropoda; Insecta; Blattodea; Termopsidae. Gene Ontology annotation, biological process: dephosphorylation. The record is from RefSeq and is a predicted model, not a curated record.
CUUAUUAUGCAACUCAUGGGAGGAGUUAUGGCAAAAAUAAUAUUGCCGACUAGCUUUCGUACUGUCACAGUAGGGCUCAGUGCUUUCAAGAUGAUCUUCAGAGAAGUAUGGUCGUUGCUUACAAUGUUUCAACAAAUAUACUUACUAUUUGCAUCGCCAUUUUCAGAGACGGAAACAGAACUUCAGCUUGUUCAUGUAUUAUUUCGCCACGGACAGCGGACUCCGGCGGACACUUACCCCACGGAUCCAUACAUUAACUACACCUUUGAACCUGUUGGCUGGGGCCAACUUACCAACAGUGGGAAACUUGCUCAGUAUCACCAAGGUCAGUAUCUCAGAGCUCGAUAUAAUAAGUUCCUUGGAGCUCUAUACUCUCCUGAAAUAAUUGUAGCCCAGUCUACUGAUGUAGAUAGAACAAAGAUGUCUGCACAGCUGGAACUUGCAGGACUUUGGCCUCCUGCACCUUCACAGCAAUGGAAUCCUGACCUUCUCUGGCAACCUAUUCCCUUGCACAGUGAACCUCUUGAAAGAGAUUCACUGCUGUUGGUAAGAGUGCCAUGUCCAAAAUAUCAGUACGAAAGGAACAACGUGAAAGCCAGUACAGAAGUGCGUAAUAUUCUAGCUGCUUACAAUGCCACAGAGUUGUAUCAAGUGUUAGCUGAAAAGACUGGUACUACAUAUCAAGAUCCAGAUGAUGUACAGUCCCUUUACAGCACACUCAAAGCUGAGGAAGAUUUCAAUCUAACACUACCAGAGUGGACAAAUGGAAUUUAUCCUAACAGACUUAUUCCACUCACAGUUUUCAGUUUUGUACUCAAUGCCUACAAUACUGAACUACAGAAAUUGAAAGGAGGGCCAUUACUAAAGAAGAUCAUAAGCGACACAAAAGAAAAAGUUGAAGGCACACAAACUUCAGUACGUCGCAAAAUGUUCAUGUAUGCUGGUCAUGAUUCCACUAUCUCAAACCUUCUAUCUGCACUUAAUGUUUGGGAUCCUCAAAUUCCUGGCUAUGGUAUUAUGGUUCUGAUAGAACUUCACCAUAAUAAGGAAACCGGUCACCACAUCAAGCUGUUCCUGCGCAACACAACAGACCACGAUCCAUAUCCUCUCACAAUACCAGGUUGUGAUACUGCCUGCCCACUGGACCAGUUUAGAAAACUCACUGAUCCAGUUGUGCCUAGGGAUUGGAAAAUCAGCUGUGUAGUGGAUGAUCCUAACUACAAACCACCACCUCCUGCUGCAGCUCCCUAAUCAUCUUUCACAGCAUUUGGUAACAUAUUUCAAAUAAAUCUUACAAUAUGAAAAUCAUAUUCCAAAUAAAUUUGUAUUGUUAUCGAUAAAUUCAAAUGCACUUCACACAUCCAUGCACAUAAUAAUAUAUGGGGCAAAACUGUUCAAACUCCUAUUUUAAUCAUUAUGUCCAGACUGGAAGUCAUUUUUAUCCAUCACCAAAUAUUUGCCUCAACUUGUUAAAAAAGCUACUUGUUUCUUUACUAUCACUUUAAACCCUUCAACUUAUCAGGUUGUCUAUGUAUAAACCAUACACACAGCUGACAUGUAUUCACAAACUAUUAUUAGAGUGGGUAGGAACACAAUGUGUGGGUCACCAUUAACCUGAGAAACAGAACAUUCUGCACCUGCAUACUGCCAUUUAUCAAAGGGACAGCCAACCACAAAAGAACGAGCAUUCGAUGUAAUGCACACAUUUGUCAGGCAUAGUUUAGUGAUUUUGACAUACAGAAUAUACGACCUUACAACCCCCUUCAGUUUCCCAAUCUGACAGCUCACCUGUGCAGAUAUAGCAUGGCAAUUUUGUACCAGAUUUCACUUUUUCCAAAAAUUUCCCACAUGGUACUUUUCUAACACUACCAAAUCCUGAGCUAUGUUAACUAGUGAGGAUUUCAAGUGAUGAUCGAAGACAUGUGUGAGACACCAGUCUUCCUUGAAGAAAAUUAGGGAAACCUUGACAAACUGGACUUCAGUCAAUAACUUCCAAAAUAUGAGAUAUAUAAAACCAUAAGGCCAAGCUGUACAGCAUUAUUCAAGGUGUAUGGCUAGGAAUAAUUAAUUUUUAAAGUCAUUACUUGUGUAAGAUCCCAUUCAUACUCAUCUUUAUCAUACUUUCUAAAAUGGGUCAAGUGUUCUUUCCACGAAGUGUUGUGGGUUUGUUUCACCACAUCUUCAAAAUUACUGAAUGAAUUCAGGUCUCUUCCAUUGUCAUCAAAUAUGGUCAGUCCAUAAUAUGACCAAAGAUUCACUCUCCCAGCUUCUUAAGAGCAUAAAUAAAAUUUUAAUAGUUUUAAUGUAUGUAAUAUUAAUCUCUAACACUUUAAUGCAAUUGUUUGUAACAAAUGUACCUAUUUAUAACCAAUGUUUUAAGGUACAUCAAAACAGGUUUGCUAAUAAAAUUAAAUCUGAAUCACUACAAAUUUCAAAGUAAUUCCAUUCGGAAUGAUUUUAGCGUCACUGUUAGUGCACACAUUAGUUCUGUGAUAUGAUUGGAUGGAUACUUUACCAAAACAUGUUGCCAAUUAAGUUCAAAAUAUAAUAAUCAACUAAUAAACUUGUUUUGUAGAUGGUAUAAUAAAUAAUAUAAUACUGA